AUGCAAGGACAAGCUCAAGGAGAUUGGUCUGAGCUCAAGGCGCCUAAAGUCGACCUCAAACCUUUGCCUGAGGGCCUCAGGUAUGCAUUUCUGGGUGAAAACUCAACUUACCCUGUCAUUGUGAACUCUGAUUUGGAACCUGAACAGAUUCAUCUAGAGGAUGAAAGUAAGUCAAGCAUUGAACCUCAAAGGAGAUUGAACCCCAAUCUAAAGGAAGUAGUGAAGAAAGAGAUACUCAAGUUGCUUGAUGCUGGGAUAAUCUAUCCCAUCAGUGAUAGCACUUGGAUAUCUCCAGUUCAUUGCGUCCCAAAGAAAGGGGGGAUCACUGUCAUUAAAAAUGACAAAGAGGAGCUGAUUCCCACUAGAACAAUAGUGGGGCAUCGCAUGUGUAUUGACUAUAGGAAGUUAAAUUCAGCAUCUAGAAAGGAUCAUUUCCCUCUCCCUUUCAUUGAUCAGAUGUUAGAAAGAUUAGCAAACCACCCUUUUUAUUGUUUUCUUGAUGGCUACAGUGGUUUCUUCCAAAUCCCGAUCCACCCUAAUGAUCAGGAGAAGACCACUUUCACAUGCCCUUAUGGUACCUUUGCUUAUCGAAGGAUGCCAUUUGGGCUGUGCAAUGCCCCAGCUACUUUCCAGAGAUGCAUGACCUCCAUUUUUUCAGAUCUGAUAGAGGAGAUGGUAGAAGUCUUCAUGGACGAUUUCUCAGUCUAUGGAGCAUCCUUCUCCUCAUGUUUGUCUAACUUGUGCAGGGUGUUGCAGAGGUGUGAGGAGACAAUCUAG
This is a messenger RNA of Microthlaspi erraticum, 777 nucleotides long. NCBI's taxonomy places the organism in Eukaryota, Viridiplantae, Streptophyta, Magnoliopsida, Brassicales, Brassicaceae. The record is from the annotation of a GenBank genome assembly.